Molecule: messenger RNA, 1548 nt
Organism: Bursaphelenchus xylophilus (pine wood nematode)
Lineage: Eukaryota; Metazoa; Nematoda; Chromadorea; Rhabditida; Aphelenchoididae
Source: the annotation of a GenBank genome assembly
AUGGAGCUGGUCUGAAGUUUUAGGCGUUUUUCUUGGAUUCGAAUGCGGAUUUUUUUUUGAAAAAAUGAGGUUUUUUGGAUGAAAAAUGAGCGAUUCUUUGGGGGUUUUUUUUGGAAACAUUUUCAUCAUUUUAGUUAUUGCCAUGGAUAAAUGAACGCAAAUUAUGAGUUUUUCAUGCCAUUUUAGAUCAUUUUGUUCGGUUUUAAAAGCAAUUUUUUAUAAAAAUUGUCAUUCUGGCAAUAUUGUUUGAUGAAAGUGCAAUAUUUUUGUCUGGAUAUUGGUCACCGAUUAAUUUACAAAUUUUCAGGACGGUCGCCUCCGUUGUGGCCUUCUCGACCGCUUCGUUGAGGCCAAAGGAACCACUUUGUUUUUGUCGCCGGUCCAGGAACAGCACUCCGACGAGGUCCCGCUGAAUCAUCGCUUCAAAAAACAACGCCAGAAGCCGGGAUCCGGCGUUCUGGACGUCCAAUGCUUGCAUGUGGGCCCAACCCUGGUGGUCCGCAUCACGGAUCGCGCCGAUGUAAAUCUGGAAAUGCCAUCGGAAAGCAAUCGGAAGAGAGAUUCGGCAAAUAGAAGGACGCUAACCCCCAGAAAUGACGACACGAAGACGGCAAAGCCUUCGUAUUCCAUGGAAGUGAGGCUGGAAGUCCCAGCGGGCCUGGGAAUUUCCGUGGUCAACAAUCAGAGCGAGGAAUUGAUCUACGCCUUGUUUAAGGUGGGAUUUUGAGAAUUUUAGGGGAAAAGUGGGGAAAUUAGAGAUUUUGGGUAAUAAAAUGAAUGAAAUAGACGAUUUUAGAGAAGAAUGUGGAUUUUUAGAUAGUGUAUAGGAUACGAAAAUGGAUUUUUGGACAAAAAUUGACCUUGUUUUAGGUGUAAGGUCCAUAAAUUAGAUGAAAAAGGUCAUAAUAUCGGAUUUUUCUUGAUUUUUUUGGAAUUUUUACAAAAUUUUGCAAAAUUUUGCAAAUUUCUUGACCUAUUUUUUUGAUAUUUUUGCCAAUUCUUGCCGUUUUAGGGUCUCGAAUUCACCGUAAUGAAGACGGAUUCAACCUACCAAAUGACCGGCUCAGUCUCCGUAAUCCAAAUCGACAAUCAACUGUUGUACGCCGAGAAAUGGCCCGUCCUUUAUUGCGAAGUGAACGCCCUGAAAACGGAAGGAGAAACCCCGGAAUCACCCGGCACAUUCGAACCGCCCGCUAUGAGGCUGACAAAACCAGCGCUGAAAUUGGAAAUGUCGUGCAAUCCCAGGACACAUUAUGACGCUUUUGAUGUGAGUUGAAGAGAUUUUUGAGGGGUUUUUUGAAGAGAAAUGGUGUUAAUGACUAUGAAAAAGUGAUUUUGGAAGAUUUUUGGGGGUUUUGAAAAAAUGUGUCAUUAUGACGGAUUUUUUGGAAUUUGGAAAAAUCAAUGGAAAAACUUGUGUGUUGUGGGAUUUGCAAAAAAAUGUUUUUUAGAUGUAAAAAAAUGUGUCAUUAUGACGGAUUUUUUGGAAUUUUUGAAAAUUUUUUUUUUAUUUUUGAAUUUUUUUGUUAGUUUGAUGAUGACCAAUAA